AUGAUGGUGAUCCUGCUGAACUGUGUGACUCUGGGGAUGUACCAGCCGUGCGAGAACAUCGACUGCUCCUCCGACAGAUGCCAGAUCCUGCAGGCCUUCGACGCCUUCAUCUACAUGUUCUUUGCGAUGGAGAUGGUGGUGAAGAUGUUGGCGUUGGGGAUUUUCGGACAGCGCUGUUACCUUGGCGACACUUGGAACCGGCUGGACUUCUUCAUCGUCAUGGCCGGGUGA
Molecule: messenger RNA, 231 nt
Organism: Knipowitschia caucasica
Lineage: Eukaryota; Metazoa; Chordata; Actinopteri; Gobiiformes; Gobiidae
Source: the annotation of a GenBank genome assembly